Molecule: messenger RNA, 1156 nt
Organism: Ornithodoros turicata
Lineage: Eukaryota; Metazoa; Arthropoda; Arachnida; Ixodida; Argasidae
Exons: 4
Coding region: 167-1156 (329 amino acids)
Source: RefSeq, a predicted model, not a curated record
ACCGUUGAUUACUCGAGAAACUACGGAACUGUUUUCUUUCUCGUUUCUUUUUAAGUGUACGGCGCUAACGAUCGAAACGCCGUUGCGAAAUCAGCAUAUAUCUGAUGUUGUGAAUGUGGAAUGUAGAUUGACGUAGAUUGAGGAGACGAUUCUGCGGCCAUUCAAGAUGUCAUCAUUUCAAAGGUUGCCGGCUAACCUUCACGUCUGCAGGGAACGCCGUAUGCAGCGUAAAUGUGCGCGCAGUGUUCAACAGAGAUCGCAGCCAACGGAGAGUAGUGCGUGGUGCGGCGAGGGUAGCAUGAUCGGCGCUGCGGGAAGCCGGCAUCUGAACCGUGGCAGGAGAGGAUCAUCGCCCAGUCUGUCUCCCCAGCUGCCGUUGGGCUACAGGAGGGCUUCCUUGACACCGCAGCCCGAAGAGCUGGACGAAGAUGAAGAUGCCGACUCCAACCCCGCGGCAGUACCAGCUACCCCCAGGGACCAACAGCAAGAAGAACAGGAUGAAGGUGGUGGAGAAGGCACCACGUUGCUCCUGCCCGCUGUCACCGUACCACCGUCACCUGUCAUGGCGGGCUCGGCUGAUGGCCCCACGCCCGAGCCUACGACGCCGAGAGAAAAGGUGUCUUCGACGUCGACGCCACGAAGUCGUACGCGACGUCGUGCCCCAUCACGGCUCUCGACGGAGCUUCCGGCUGGCGUCACCUUGGGGCGCCGCCGUGCCGUCACCACGACUGACCACAAGACCUGUGCCUUGCUCCACACCAGACUCAAGGGCAUCCGCCUUGAAGACAUAGCGUUGUCUGCGUUGUCGUCGGCGGAGGCCUCUGGCGGUGAGCGUCGGGGCUUUCGGGGUUCAGACUCCCCGGGCGGCGGUGGCUAUGGCUAUGGCUCUGGCACGUUCGGCGUCUACGGAGCCGGCUCUGGAGGAGGCUUGAGGAGCGACGCCAUGGCUCGGCGUAAAGCAGCCGACCCAGGAGUGAAGGGACCGUCGUCCCUGUUCCUCUUCUCGGAGGACAACUUCAUCCGGCGACAUACAAAGUUCUUCAUCGAGUGGCCAUAUCCUUUCGUGAUCUGUGAAUGUGUGCUCGGUAUCGCCGGAGUGAGUGUUUUUCUUUUUCUUCUUCUGUGCUCGUCAAAUACCCCUUCUCCGGUAAGGUAA